CAAUAAUAAUGCAGCACAGACCAGCUAGCAGCCAGAGCUGGAUACACCCCACCGAACUGGUUCCACAGCCAACAGCACAGCAACGGCUAUGUAAUCACGCUUUUGCCCAAAGCGGCAUGUCGGCCUCGGAGAUUUUGGUGAAGUUCGUUGUCUUCGUAUGAUGCAUUGGGGGUCAGUUGGGACUGAUGCAACUCCAUAUACUCGAUAUACUCGGUUGAGUCUUUGAGCUCUACUCUCUCCGCAAUGUCUGUACAAUAGCAAUCUGUAAACACACUCAAAUUCGUCGAGCAAUGCGCACAAUACCUUUGUGAAAGCCAGAGAACGCGCAGCCAGCAAACAGAAUGAAACCCCGAAAGUUGCCCUCAUGGCGGCCGCUCGAGCAACAGGUGAAACGACAAGCUUCAAGCCUCCCGUCUCCCUGCCCCAGAUCCGCACGACCACAGCCUCCAACGUCAACUUUAUAUCGAUGUCCAUCGCCCGCUGUAGCCCGGACCCAGCCGUCCCUCCCCUCGAUCCGCUCCUACUCGUCCGUUCCCGCAUCACAACUCCUCUUCGGUCAACCUGUUCACGAAACACACCCUCACCUCCUCCAAGCCGGCGAACUCACCCCAGGUAUAACGGCGCAAGAGUACCACGACCGCCGUUCCCGUCUCCUCUCCUCGCUGCCCCCAAAUUCGGCCGUUUUACUUCCCUCCGCCUCCGUCCAAUACCGCUCCGGUGCCGUCUUCCACGCCUUCCGACAGGAAACAGGCUUCCUCUACCUGACGGGCUUCAGUGAGCCCGAGUCCCUAGCCCUGUUGGUCAAGACGGGCCCCGAAGAAGGCGACUUCACAUUUUACCUAUGGUGCCGGCCGAAGGACCCCAAAGCCGAGCAAUGGCAUGGCCCGUGGAGCGGCAUCGAUGCCGCGCGGGAUGUGUGGAAUGCAGACGAGGCAUUGGACUUCGCGCGGGUUGAACAAGGCUUGGUCGAAGCUUUAAAGGGCGUGAGCAAGAUCUACACGGACGGCGAGUUGUCCAAGUACGGUGUGCCGACUAAGAUCGGCAACAUGCUGAGGCAAGUCGCGCCAGGCAUCAGCAUAGCGCCCCUCAGACCAGUUCUGAAUACCAUCCGGGCCCUUAAAUCGCCGGCUGAGAUAGCGUGUAUGCGCAAAGCUGGCCAGGCUUCGGGCCGCGCAUUAACCAACGCUAUGCGUCGGGGCUGGAAGUACGAAAAGGAUAUCGCUGCUUUCCUGGACUACGAGUACCACCAGGCCGGACUCGACGGGCCGGCUUAUAUCCCAGUCAUUGCGGGCGGGCCGAAAGCGUCGCUCAUUCAUUACACGCUGAAUAAUGGCUCGCUACGGGACGACGAGUUGAUAUUAGUCGAUGCAGGCGGCGAAUACGGCACGUACAUCACGGAUAUCACGCGAACCUGGCCAGCAAGUGGCAAGUUCUCCCCAGCGCAAAGGGACCUCUACGAAGCGGUGCUUAAAGCGCAACGCUCCAGUGUGUCGCUCUGCCGUGCGAGUGCCAACGUCACCCUCGACAAGCUCCACAGCAUCACCGAAACCACGCUCCGGGACCAGCUGCAGAGACUCGGCUUCGAGGUCGGUGGCAAUGCUAUGGAUCUGCUUUUCCCGCAUCACGUGGGACACUACAUCGGACUCGACGUGCAUGAUGUGCCAGGUUACUCGCGGGGGAUCACGCUGCGGGAGGGCCAUUGUGUUACGGUCGAGCCGGGGAUUUACGUGCCCGAUGAUGAGAGGUUUCCAAAGCACUUCAGAGGGCUGGGUGUUCGCAUUGAGGAUAGUAUUGCCGUGGGUGAUGAUAAUCCGUUUACUUUGACGACCGAAGCUGUGAAGGAGGUUGUUGACAUCGAAGCCUUGAGGGACUGAGAACGGGCGGACGUGUGUUAAAAGCCACGGGAAGUUGUGACUCGAUGUGGCAUAUGAGAGCUGUACAGCAUCAGCACUGGCAUUGGCAUAGCUAUCAGGUAGAUGUGGAUUAAAAUAUGGCGACGUCAAAGCUCAGAGAGAGUAAUAUACCGAGCUAUUCGUCGUCGGUGGCUUGUCGAACCAGUAGCUCCACGGGAUGUUGUAAAUAGAAUCAAUUCAUUAUAACCUGUGGCAUCUCAUAUUCCCUGUCACCUGUC
This is a messenger RNA of Pseudomassariella vexata, 2131 nucleotides long. Its product is annotated as peptidase M24, structural domain-containing protein. The transcript has a single exon. Gene Ontology annotation, cellular component: mitochondrion. Gene Ontology annotation, molecular function: metalloaminopeptidase activity; manganese ion binding. The record is from RefSeq and is a predicted model, not a curated record. Bases 342 to 1874 code for a protein of 510 amino acids. NCBI's taxonomy places the organism in Eukaryota, Fungi, Ascomycota, Sordariomycetes, Amphisphaeriales, Pseudomassariaceae.